Aureobasidium uvarum is the source of this 966-nucleotide messenger RNA. The record is from the annotation of a GenBank genome assembly. Lineage: Eukaryota; Fungi; Ascomycota; Dothideomycetes; Dothideales; Saccotheciaceae.
AUGGCCAGCUUCCAGAGACUCAUCAUCUCCCUGUUGGUGAUUCUCACCUUCACCUUUGUCUUCUUUGCUCAGUCUUCCGAGGCUGUCAAGGGCCCCAAGAUCACCCACAAGGUACAAGCUUCCACCUUCUCCAUCCCUCAACAUGCCAAUUGCUCACACGUCCUCAGNGUCUACUUCGAUGUGACCUCCGGUGAUGAAGAGCUUGGACGCAUCGUCCUCGGUCUUUACGGCAAGACCGUCCCCAAGACCGCCGAGAACUUCAGAGCUCUUGCUACUGGCGAGAAGGGCUUUGGCUAUGAGGGCUCUACCUUCCACCGUGUCAUCAAGGAUUUCAUGAUCCAGGGUGGUGACUUCACCAAGGGUGACGGCACUGGCGGCAAGUCCAUCUACGGCAACAAGUUCGCCGAUGAGAACUUCAAGUUGAAGCACAGCAAGAAGGGCCUCCUCAGCAUGGCCAACGCCGGCAAGGACACCAACGGCUCGCAGUUCUUCAUCACCACCGCCAUCACCUCGUGGCUCGAUGGUCGUCACGUCGUCUUCGGUGAGGUCCUCGAGGGCUGGGAGAUCGUCGACAAGAUUCAGAACCUCCCCAAGGGUGCUGGCGACAAGCCUCAGAAGCCCAUCAAGAUUGCCAAGAGUGGCGAGCUCGAGGUCCCUGAAGAAGAUAAGCUCAUCGGUUCUGCUGAGCCCGUUGCGGACCUCAAGGAAGACGAUGAUGAAGCACUCGCUGCUCCUGUCCCCGUACCCGCUGCAAACGCUCCUGUCAACGAAAAGGGCGACGAGCCUCUGUCGCACCACAAGGAGGAGGAGUUGGCUGCUGGUUAUGGUGACAUUGUCAACGAUGCUGGUAUCAGCUGGUUCGCAAAACUUGGUGCUUUGGCCGUCAUCCUCGGCCUCUGCGCUCUCUUCUUGAAGAGUCGUUCGUCAAACAAGACCCCCUACACAUACGACAAGUCCUUGGCUUGA